This is a messenger RNA of Paramuricea clavata, 401 nucleotides long. The record is from the annotation of a GenBank genome assembly. Lineage: Eukaryota; Metazoa; Cnidaria; Anthozoa; Malacalcyonacea; Plexauridae.
AUGGCAAAGCAAAAUAAUACGUGCUUCGGCGUUCUGGAACCUUUUGAUGGCGGGGAUUUUAUAGAUUACAGUGAGAGACUGAAUGCAUAUUUUAUUGCAAAUAACAUUGGCCAAGUCGCAACAGAGGCAAAUGAAGCUGCAAAACAAGCUGCAGAUAAAAGGAAAGUCGCCGUAACUAUUUCGGUGAUGGGGAAAAGCACAUACAGUACAUUGAAAGAUCUCUGCCUUCCUGAUUUACCAGCUGAAAAGUCGUACGAAGAAAUUAUUACAAUACUCAAACGAUUUUACAAACCGAAAGUACUCGAAGUCGCAGAGACGUUACCGAUUUCAUCAAGCAGUUCAAACGGAAAGCGAAAGUGUAGCUCAAUAUGCAAACAAACUGAAACAUUUAGCUGUUCAUU